AAAGCGGCGGGCUGUAGGACCGAGCAGCCACGGCUGUCCGCGCAGAGGAUCCACACAUGUUCCGCAUAGUUAGCACUCGGAGUGAAGCAUAAAAACUCUCACUUAUAUAACUACAGAAUUCAACAUUAAACUGUAAAAGCGGCCGCAUUUUAAAGUUCAUAACUUCACUUGAGCGUUUCCUUAACACGGGUUCUUACAGGAACCUGUCUUUUGCCCUAUGAGCUGCCAUGAACAUGGAGAGGCAGAAGCGCAAGGAGGAGAUACAGAGAGCCCUGGCCUUCAUUCAAUCAUCGCUGCCUUUCCCUGACCCGGAUGGCUAUGAGGGCUUCAUGAUGCAGCUGGUGUGCAACCUACUGGAUGAGGGUAACGCAGCGUUUUGUGAGGGGGAGUGGACGCUGGCCCGCGGCCACUUUAGUGAGGGCAUUAGCGUAGCACGCUACGCCCAGGCUGAAGGUCUGAAGGUUCCUGUAGCAUUACUGGAGAGUCUUUAUGUGAACAGAGCUGCAGCACUUCAUAACAUGGGUGAGUUUGAAUUGGGCGUGAGGGACUGUGACAAUGCACUAAGUGUGUCUAAGGACAGUGGUAGGGCGUUGUACAGAAAGGCAGUGUGCCUGAAGGAGCUGGGCAAAUACAAGGAGGCUUACGAAUGCAGCACCACCUGCUUGCUCACUUCACCACAGGAUAAGAAAGUGAGUGAACUUGCUCAGGAGUUGGCCAACAAACUGGACCUCAAAACCCGCAAAGCCUAUGUCGGCCUUCAGCCAGUAGCUGAUGGCAGUGGGGACAGUCUACCUUCUCUAGAGCCGAUCCCUAAUGGGCUGGACAACUUGUGUGAUGUUGCAGUUGGCUUUUCUGAGUGUGUAUCCCCUGUCCUACCUGCUCCGGUUCCUGUGAGUGAUGCCUGUGAGGACCCCCUGGUGGCCAGGGCAGCUGUGCUGGAUGUGGAUGUGUCUCUAUCGGUUCCUGUUUCAGAACCGCUAGGAGACUGUGAGCUAAUGGGAGAAGAGCUGGAUACUCUGUUGGACUCAUGUGUUUCCACACAGGAGGAACUUCUGCAGACUUCCUCUAAAGGCGGCGUAGUUCCCACUCACGUUCCUGCAGGUGGUGUGAUGGGUUUGGGUCCGUCCUUCCCUCCUCUCCUCCCUGCGCCCUCUCCCCAUCUCCCUCCUGCAUUCUUUCCGUCUGCUGUAAAUCAGCUGAACACUCUCGACACUUUCUCUGAGCCAAACCGAGACCUUGCCCCUCCCAACAGGCCUCUUGAUGCACUGGACUCGUUUUCCCCAUUGGAUGCCCCCCCACAGGGCUCUGUGGCUCCGCAGCCCUCUCUAGUGGUGGGAGGAGAGGGGCUGGACUCGCUUUCUGAAUUCACUCUGCCAGGUGGUAAAGUCUCCCACAGUUUUUUCCCUCAAGUGAAGAUUAAAAGCUCGACAGGUUGCAUCAACUCUACACAGAACGGUCGGGUGGCAUCCACUCUGUCCCAGCUGUCCAAAAAUCCUCUUGAACACACACACGACUUCACCCAAGCUUGUUCUGCCUGUUUUACACGGAUAGGUCCAGGAGUGCUGGAUUGCGAGUACAAGGUUGAUUUGGGUCAUUUCUGUAAGAAAGACAUUCUGCUGUGCAGAAGAAAAGGAGCGAAUCCCUGGAGACGAGUUCGACCACGCCCAACUCGAAAUAACUUCUUGGGUUCCUAUGUGCUGUGCAAAGAGGUUCUAGAACACCAGGACUGUAAAUAUGGUGAAGCCUGCACAUUCGCUUAUUGUCAGGAAGAAAUUGAUGUAUGGACGCAGGAGAGACGUGGCUUACUGACCAGAGAGUUGCUCUUUAACCCACUCUCCACCAAUCAGAGGCAGGCACUUAGUGUCCUCAGACUGCUGAAUUCACACAAGGGCAUGUUCAUGUUCCUCUGUGAGGAGUGUUUUGACUAUAAGCCAAGGAUCAUAAGUAAGCGCUAUAAGGAGAGUCCGUCCUUAUGCUCCAAUGGGGUCUCACACCAUCAGUUUGACAAAAACAAGUGUCUGGUUCAUGUGGUGAAGAACAGCAGUAUCUGCUACAAUAAGAUCAGGCCACUGAGCUAUCACUGUCAGUUUGAUGUUUGCCCUCGGCGCCACUCCUGCCCACUUGAGAACAGUUGCUCUUUGGCACACUCAGUGAUUGAGUUGGAGUGCUGGAUACUGCAGAAAGACAGAGGUACCACUCAUGAGGAAAUCGUGCAGGAGUCUAAGAAGCAUUGGCACAAACAGAGACCAGGGAACCUGCUCUCUUCUCAAACCGAUGGUGCUGUAGCCAAAGGCGAGGGAGUGGGUAAAGGGACUGAGAUGAACGGAAAACUGGGAGCUGUUCAAUCAAGUGGAAUGGUUGCCGUUGGAACAGGAAAUGUCUUGGCGGUGAAGGACCUGCGGCUAAUGAUGAAGUUUGUCUGUAGUCAGUGCUGGAAGGAUGGGCUAAUGAGCGAACCGGACAAAACGCAGAAAUACUGCAGUUCUAAAGCAAGACAUAGCUGGACUAAAGAACGGAAAGUGCUUUUGGUGAAGUCACAGGACAGGGAAAAGUGGGUGUCUAUACGACCUUUGCCCUUUGCAAAGACCUACCCCCAGCAGUAUGAUAUUUGUGUGCAUGUGUUGAAGCAGAAAAAGUGCCACUACAUUGGGAACUGUUCUUUUGCACACAGCCAUGAGGAGAGGGAGCUGUGGACCUACAUGAAGAAUACAGGCUUGCGGGACUUGCAGCACGUCUAUGAUGUAUGGCUGUCAACAGCCAAUCAGAACAAGCGAAUUGAGGGUACUCCGCUGUCUCAGUCAGUAGAGGAGAAACAAAUCACCAUGCCUACAGACUUUGCUGAACCUAUAGAUGGAUUCCACUGCCGCCUCUGUGGUAAACACAGUAACAGCGAGCGUCAGUGGCAGCAGCACAUCUCCUCCGAGCGUCACAAAGACCGCGUGUUGAGUGGAGCGGGUGAGGAGGAGAACCUCACCUGGAUACACCGUUUUCCCGGCCACUGCUUCGCUCUGUGUCCUAGAUUGCAGACCGGCUGCGAUGAAGGUGUGAGCUGUGACUUUGCCCACAGUGAUGAGGAACUUCAAGAAUGGCGGGACAGGCGGGACUUCCUACGGAGGAGGUUGGACAAAGCUCGAGCCGACAUGCUGAUCGCUCCCACUGACAAUGACUUCGGGAAGUACAACUUCCUCCUACAAGAUUGAACAAAUGCAUUCACAAGCAAUCACACACACGCAAGUUCUUUUGAACCACACACUGACCCUUCCCUUACUUCAAAUUGCCGUGCAUGUAUUAUCACACGCAUUUUAUUCACUAUUUGAUACUUGCUUAUGAUUUAUGUUUAAUUUUUUUGUUCUUAGAUAUAUACUUAUAUUUUUGCACAUUUCUCCUUCCAGCAUAGUCAUAGCCGGUUCCCAUAGCAGUUCAGUGCAUCAAACGUUAGCCUUGUGUCUGCACUUUUUUGAGUUUUGUUGCUGCUCUUUCUUGAGCACCUAAACACACUUGUAAAAGAACUCUACACACUGUACUUUUAUGCGUUUGCAGGCAACUGGAGUGGCACAUAGUAUCAGAAGUGACGUCCAUGUGUGUCAUCAAAGGCUUCCAGUUGUUAACUCAUUUGAACCGGAGUCUCAGUGGUAGCACUUAGGGCUCUCUGUGGGUACUCAAAUACUUGGUUAACCAUUCAAGAUGCCAAUAUUUUCAAAUACUGAAAUCACUAUUCAGAUACAGAACUGUAAAACAUCAGUUUUGCUUAAAUUUGCCGUUAUGUUAUACUUUGCUACUCAGAAAUGCGAGUGCCUUAACAUGGCUGUGUUUUUAAGGACACGUUAAGAAUAUGACUAAGAAAGCAGAGAUCUUGUCGCUCUAGACUAGGCUGACAAAUGAUUAAAAUACAUUUCCCUUAAAAAGAAGCAUGUUGGCACAUUGUCCACUGAAAAGAAAAAAAAACACAUAGAAGAUUAUUGAGUCUCCGUUAUGUUAUUCAUCCAACACGAAAACCUACCAAUCUCUCUCAUCUAUUUUUGAGCAGUGUAACAUUUCUCUGCAUGACGCUAAUCUUUUGUACAACACCAGCGCUGUCACCUGAAACAUAGGCCACAACUCUACAUUAAUUUUAAUUAAUUUUUUUUUUAUUCUCUAUGUUUAACCAAAUAUCCAUUUACAAGCUCACAUACUCAUGCAGAUCCUCAAAAUCAAAAUUAGUCAGAAUGCACAUACUUGGAACUGCCAACUAUACCUAAAAUUACAUAAAUCAUGAUUAAUUUUCCAGACAGAGGUGGAAUUUCAGGCAUGCCAAAAUAUGCUUGCUGAACCACCCUGGUACUGGGCCAUAUUAGUGUUUUGAAUGCCUUAAGAACUGGAUGAGAUUCAAUACUGCUGUUGUACACACAAUGCACUGUCUGCAUCAUACUUACUUUACUAAUGAGAGUUGGGCAGUGCCACGCUGCCAGCCAAGAAGCAAGAAGGAAAUGUAUUUUAGGCCAUGGAAGACAGCAGGCUGUCAUUGUUAAACUAGGGUGUUUUUGUUGGUUGGAUUUGUGUGCUUCAACAAACUGGCUCAUCAUUUAGGUGAAAAGUAUAGUCCAGUUGAGAACUGGAGUGAAUAGAUUCUGUGUUCUUCAACUUUUGAGAAAAUAAUGAAAUCCUACCCAUUUGAGCAAGUUUUAUGUUAUGCACUUUAUGAUUAAAUUUAGGUUUUCCUUGAGGAGGUGAGGUAAUGUAAUUUUACCACAUCUGUAAUGUGUAUGACCGAUUUGUACAGGAUAUGAAAUGGGUGGUAUAAAUGGUAUUAAUUUUGGGGAAGAGACUGGCUUCAGAGUUUAUGCACUGUCACCACACCACAUAGUGGUGUCGCAUACAUACGUAACACAUUACUUCUCUCAAGAUGGGGCCGUCCAAAAAUGUACUGUAAGAAAAAUUAAGCUCAAUCUAACCCUACCCUAAAAAGGAAUUCCGGUGAUUUUUUUAAUUAAUUUUUUUUUUGCAUAAUUGUCAUUUAAAUAUAGUCAUUCAGAGUGGUUUGAGGUGAAAUGGUUUGUUGUAAAGAAACAUGCAGCUUUGGUUUCUUUACCAAGGAAUCAGUGCAACGCAAAUGUUGCCAAUUUAUUUACUCUCCAAAAUGACCAGUGAAUCUACAUGUGUCUUCUGAGUUUUAUAUGCAUAAGUUGAUGUUGGUGCAUUAUUGGUAAAUCUAGAGAAAUACAUUUACUUUCUGGACUAUUCCAUCAAAAGCUAAAAUAUUUUUAAAAUCAUAAAUCUAUCAUAAGACAGUGUCUCCGAUAUUAGGCAGUAUAUCCAGGACCACUUCCUGUAAGAACUUUCUGCAAGGUAGCUUUUUAGAGACACUAAAACACUUCAGAUGUGUAUUUCCUAUCACCGCUACUGUGAACAGUUCUGAUAUAGUAUGUUUCUCUAGAAUGGACCAUUUUACUUCAGACCAUUCUGAAAUGCGUCGUUUACAUCUUAAGCACUUAAUUAUGCACACAUUUUUGAAAAAUCUGUGGAAUUCCCCUUUAUGUGAAUGUAUAAGCUUGAGCAAUUAGAACCAGCAGUCAACACUGCCACAUACAUUUUUAUUUUCUGGCAAUUUACUUUUAUAAUGUGCUGAGUAGUACACUUAAGGUAGGGCAAUACAUAACAGCAUGAUUUGGGCCACAGAGAAUACAAGUAAAUGUUUCUUUGAGUGCAUACAUACAUCAGGAAAAAAUGUGAUGGACACCAACAUACUGGGGUCCUUUCUGUGUGGUGUCUGCAUGUUCUCCCUGUGUCUGCCUGGGUUUCCUCUGGGUGCUCCAGUUUCCUCCCACAGUAGCCAGGCCAAUUGGACAUGCGAAAUUGCCUCUAGGGGUGUGUGUGUGUGUGUGUGUGUGUGUGUGUGUGUGUGUGUGAGAGAGAAUGCAUAUUUCUGUCUGCCCUACGAUGGAUAGGCUCCAGCUGCCCCCCGCGACCUAGAAGGAUAAACGGUUUAGAAGGUGUGUGUGUGUGUGUUCACCAACAUGGCAGUUUGCACAGCAUUAUUAUAAAGAGAAUUUUUUCAAAUAUAGUUUUUUUUUUCUGUGGUUCAUAGAAGGGAAAGGCAAUGGACUUGCACAGUUUGUAAUAAAUACUGACAUGAUGGAUUUGGACAGGACUAUAAUCGCAGAGAAACACCAGUAAUAAUCACAUUACCCCACCUCCUCUGAGGAGGUCUUUAGGGACAAAUACACUUGUGUUAAAAGCACUGUAUACCAGACUGUACAGGAGUUUUAGACCAAAACAGGCAUUAGAAGCAGGUCUUCCAUCAGGUAACAUUAUUAACAUGUUAAACUCUCUUCAUUUGUGCCAAAACAGUCAACAGCAUACUUUUACCUUCAGAUAGAUCAGUAAUAGACUGUUCUUGCUAGUCUAAAGUUAGGACCAAAUGCAAAAGCCUCUUUAAACUAAGUGCCUCAGUUAUAUAGUAACAUCUAAUGCUCUCCUGAAAUAAUCUUUAAAAGUAGAAGCAUGAAUGCAUUUCCCAAGUUAAGAAGAAGACAUUUCUGUAAAUGGCUGAUCAGAUGACGCUGGUGAUGUGUACAGGUUGAAAUUUUGAUUAAGUUGUGCUUACACUAGGGAUGCAGUACAAUACGGGAAUCAUAUCCGUCUCUGCAGAUAAUUGCUUAGAAACUUAGAUUUAGAUUUCACCAUUAUUGCAAACUAUUUGAUAAAUAUAUUGUACUCUGAAGGAGCUGAAAGUUUAGAUGAUGCUGGGUUUGUAUUGCAAAAAUGUCUGUUUUAUUUCUUUUGCUGUAUUUUUAAUCAUCUAAAAACAAAUGGCAUUUAUUCUUUAAUGUAGGUAUAAUCCCAAUUUCUACAAUUUAAAAGUUCUUGUGUAUCAACAUCAGCCCAGAAUUCCCAUAUCAGUGCAUCCCUAGCCUGCAGUUGUAUGCAAACAUUGGGGUGCCUCUGGUCAAAUGAUGUUUGGUUGGUUUUCUAAGUGAAAAAAAGUGAACAUAAACUUUAUUCAAACUGUUUUCAAAUGUUCGCUUAUGACUGUGCAGUUCUGAGUUACAUGGAGGCAGGAACUUUAUAAUGAAAACGAUUCACCUCUUACAUAGGAGACAGAGAAAGUUAGAGUACCAAAAAAUCAAAGAUCAAAAAGCACAUUUUUUUUCCCUUCAGGGCUCCCUAGAACCCAUGGUGUGCCUUUAGGGAUGAUCAGUGUGCCUUUGAAAUUAGUAUUAGAUUGUUCUGUAGUGCCUGUGCCACGUCUGACAAAGAUUUUAGACAUUACUAUCCAAUAUCUCCCUAUCUUUACUGAUAUCCCAGCUAUUCCUCAAUCAAGACUACUUCUGAAGUACCUUAUGUACUUUUUCAAUAUGUUCAGUUCCCAUGUAUGUGUUUUAUGAUGGACGCUAAACUUGAAAACCUCUCUGCUAUAUUGUUUUGUUGUUUUUUUUUUUUUUUUUUUUUUUUGGUGAAAUUAAAACAAAUUCUGGUUGACCGCUGUAGAUUAAGGCUCAAAAUACGAUCAAAUCUCUGGUGCCUUUUUUUUUAUUUUAUUUUUUUUUUAUUUAAUGUUUUUACUUUACUAGACAAUAUGGACAGCAUACUACAACCCCAUUUCCAAAAAGGUUGGGAUGCUGUGGAGAAUGUAAAUAAAAGUAAGAUGGAAUGAUGUGCAAAUCAUGUACAUCAUAUUUAUUUUUAAAGGAAAAUACUAAAAAGGCAACAAAUCAAAUGUUGAAACUGAGAAAUUUUAUUGUUUUUUGAAAAAUAUUUGCCCAUUUUGAAUUUGAUGCCAACAACAUGUUCCAGAAAGUUGGGACGGGGACAGGUUUACUGCUGAGUUUCAUCACCUCUUCUUUAAACAACACUAAGUGUUUGGGAACUGAGGAGACGCUGCUGUAGCUCUGAAAGUGAAACUUUUUUGUUGUUGUUUGAUGCAGGAUUUCA
Molecule: messenger RNA, 7911 nt
Organism: Pygocentrus nattereri (red-bellied piranha)
Lineage: Eukaryota; Metazoa; Chordata; Actinopteri; Characiformes; Serrasalmidae
Gene: zc3h7ba
Product: zinc finger CCCH-type containing 7Ba
Exons: 23
Coding region: 228-3200 (990 amino acids)
Biological process (GO): miRNA processing
Molecular function (GO): miRNA binding; protein binding; metal ion binding
Source: RefSeq, a predicted model, not a curated record